Molecule: messenger RNA, 1083 nt
Organism: Capsaspora owczarzaki ATCC 30864
Lineage: Eukaryota; Filasterea; Ministeriida; Capsasporidae
Product: TPR Domain containing protein
Exons: 7
Coding region: 49-1017 (322 amino acids)
Molecular function (GO): protein binding
Source: RefSeq, a predicted model, not a curated record
UCCAGUAUUUUAUUUAUUUUGAAUACAGAAUUUUAGUUUACAACACAAAUGUCAGACGACGAAGGUGAGACCUUCUACGACGCUCAGCCAGAGCACCAAGCCGAGAGCCUUCCUACCACGACGACGACGACGACGCCGACGACGACCGUCUCAGUCUCAAGCGAUGCUGCACCCACCGCGACCGAGGAGAUGACUACUGCUACUACUUCUACUAUUACUCCUGCGAGUGCUGCUGCUUCAUCAUCGAACGGCAGCAGCACGACGCGUGGCGACGGCAACGACCUAGAGUCUGCUGCUCAGUCAUCAUCGCCAAGCACAGGCGCACCAGCCACGGAGCCAGUGCAGCCAGCAAUGCAGGAUGGUGGCCAUGCCGAGACAGAGCAGGCGGCCGCUUCAUUGACCGCGGACAGCGUCGAGAACGCCGAGAACGUUGAGAACGUCGAAACGGAGGCUGAAAUCCCGCCAAUUGCGCGCGAACUCACUGACGAUGACCGAGCACGCUUGAAAGAACUGCGACAGUCCGGAAACGCUCACUUUGGCGCUGGCCGAUACAAUGAAGCCAUCACCGAUUACACGGAGGCCUUGGACAUUGCAGCAAGCGCGGGCGACGUUGAAGCGGCCAUUUUCUUCUCAAACCGUGCGGCAUGCUAUUCCAAGCUGAACAAUCAUGCACUGGUAGUUGAAGACUGCGAUGACGCAUUGCGAAUCAAUCCCGAAUACGGCAAAGCACUGACUAGGCGUGCGGUUGCGAACGAAGCGCUGGAACAUUUAGACGAGGCGCUUCGCGAUUACGAGGCGCUCUUGAAACUGGAUCCGAACGACGCGGCCGCAAAGCGGGCUGUCAAGCGACUUCCUGACCAAAUCCGAGAACGAAAUGAAAAGCUCAAGGACGAAAUGCUUGGCAAGCUCAAAUCUCUCGGCAACAUGGUACUUGGAAAGUUUGGUCUGUCCACGGACAACUUCCAGAUGGUGCAAGACCCGACCAGUGGAUCGUACUCGAUCAACUUUAAGCAAUAGCGUAACAUUUGGUGAUUUGUGCAUGGCAACCUGGGAGUUGUGUAAUUCUACAUUGUACCAACUAGA